Messenger RNA from Cyprinodon tularosa, 1765 nucleotides. RefSeq names its product microtubule-associated protein 6b (gene map6b). Gene Ontology annotation, molecular function: microtubule binding; calmodulin binding. Gene Ontology annotation, cellular component: microtubule; cis-Golgi network; Golgi-associated vesicle. The transcript has 3 exons. The coding region runs from base 305 to 1435 and encodes 376 amino acids. Lineage: Eukaryota; Metazoa; Chordata; Actinopteri; Cyprinodontiformes; Cyprinodontidae. The record is from RefSeq and is a predicted model, not a curated record. Gene Ontology annotation, biological process: regulation of microtubule cytoskeleton organization; cytoskeleton-dependent intracellular transport; microtubule cytoskeleton organization.
UAACUGCAUCUCCUCCAUGCCGGACGCACGCAGACCAGCUCAGGUGAUUUCACGCAGGAUUUCUCAGAUGUGGGGUGGGGUCGCUUUGAUGCGCAACGAGCCAGCGAUGUGUCCACGCUAGCCUCAAACUUCAGUCAGCAGGAGGAGGCAGAGGGUGGCUUUGGUGAUCUGUUCAAGGGGAACUGGAAAUUUGGAUACUCCUACAUUGCACGUUACGAGUUUUGUUUUUUUGUUUUUUUUCCUUCUUUAAUCCAAGGAUAGAGCUUGUUCAUCUUUGGUUGUGCACUUCCUCUGGUUGAGAGUUAUGGCCUGGCCAUGCAUCACGCGUGCUUGCUGCAUCAACCGCUUUUGGACCGAGCUGGACAAGGCGGAUAUCGCAGUGCCUUUGGUCUUCACCAAAUACUCGGAUGUGACCGACGUCCAGCACAUCCCCCAUCACCCGCAGCUCAGGCAGAAGAGGGCCGCCGCGGCCAUCGCCAUAGAAACGCAGCCGCAUCCCGAAGAACGAGAGGCCGCCAAGGCACCGCCCGCUGCAGGGGGGGCCGCAGCGGCCAAAGAUGGGGGGUCCUCUGCGUCUGUGAUGCGCCAAGACUUCAAGGCGUGGAGAGUGCGCCCCGAGCCCAGCUGCAAGCCCAGGAACGAGUACCAGCCUCCGCCGGCUCCGUUCGGCAACGAGACACAGUACCAGAAGGAUUAUAAGCCAUGGCCCAUUCCCAGGAAGUACGACCACCCAUGGAUCCCCAAACCCAGUCCCACCGCCGGCUCCAAACUGGAGCUCGUGGCUAAAGAGAGCGUGGAGAACCCGCUGAGCGGCGUGGAGAAGAGCGAGAUCGAGGAGAAAAUUCAAGAGAAGGAGUCAAAGGACGCGGCAAGGAGGGAGAAGUCUGCAGAGAGGAAAGUGGCGGAGAGAAGCGAGGGAUCCGCAGAGGUGAGCGCAGAGAAACGGAGAGGAAGAGCAGCUGCGGAUGCUGUGAACAGACAGAUAAAGGAGGUUAUGUCGACUUCUAGCAGCUACAGGACUGAGUUUAAGGCGUACAAGGAUGUGAAACCAGCGAAGCUGAUCAAAGCUCCAUCCCAGUAUAAACCACCUGGAGAGGAGACCAGCCUGGAAACCAGCUACAGCGCCACAUACAAGGGGGAGCAGGUGAAGGCGCAGGCAAAUGACAACAAGCUGCUGGAGCGCCGAAGGAUACGCAGCCUGUACAGCGAGCCGGGCAAGGAGCCCGCCAAGAUGGACAAACCAGCGUCUCGCACCAAACCAAAAAAGGCUCCCACAACAGCAACUGCAAAGAUGGCAAAAAAAGCUAAAGAGAAGCUGAUUCCUGGUUUGGCCAAGAAGAAAACAUCUGUGAGCACACCGGAAACCACACCAGAGGGAACUGUGACAAAGAAGAGCAAAGAGAUCAGCAACAGACUGGCUGAAGCCAAGCAUUAGACAGCAGUUAGGUUGUAUGCUCUAAACAGUGUGAUAACAGGCAAUGAGAAGGAAAUGAUUUUCUUCCUUUUGGUUUAUCUCCUCACCUAUCGCCAGGUUACACGUAGGAUGUAGGAUGAAUGAUGUUAGGCUUUUAGAAUAAUGCAAAUAAUUUCUCUGUAAACUGUAUGUGAACAUAUGAAUGUUUGUGACUUCUUUGUAUUCUGGUACAGAUAACAGCUUUUCUGUUACUGAGCACAUAAUUUGCACAUGAGUUUCACUUGACAUUAAACUUGAAAAUGAGACAUAAGUAUGCUUGCACAGUACUGUAAAAAAAAAAAAAAAAAAAAA